Messenger RNA from Arabis nemorensis, 1089 nucleotides. NCBI's taxonomy places the organism in Eukaryota, Viridiplantae, Streptophyta, Magnoliopsida, Brassicales, Brassicaceae. The record is from the annotation of a GenBank genome assembly.
AUGGGAUCAUCCAGAAGAAGUUUGAAGCUUGGAUCGUCAAAGAAGAAGAAGACUACGAGGAGGGCAAAAGAAAAUCUCUUAGACCUUCCCUACGAUCUAUUACUACUGGUAAUUUCUUUUCUUCCAUUGAAAGACAACAUUCGUGCUUCUACUGUUUGCAAGAAACUGCAGGAAGCUUGUGUUUCUGUUCGAGUGGCGGAUAAGUCUCCUUGGCUUAUCUACUUCACCAAAACAGAUGAUGGAUCCUAUGAACUAUAUGACCCCUCAAUGCAGAAAAGCUACAAUCUUGAGUCCCCUGAAAUAACCGGUUUUCGGGUUUGUUACUCUAAAGAUGGUUGGUUACUCAUGUACAAUCCCAAUACACAACAACUCCUCUUCUUCAAUCCGUUUUCCCGUGAUCGCAUACCCGUGCCUUCGCUUUGGAUGGGAUAUGAUCAACGAAUGGCUUUCUCUUGUGCUCCUACAUCAGCUAGUUGUCUCUUGUUUACUGUUGUCACUGAUGUCACUUUGAAGAAAAUUACCGUCAAGACAUGUUCUCCUAAUGCUAAAGAGUGGACAACUACUAUAUUCAGGGAACGAUUACCGCAAAACUUUGACAGUUUCGAGCGGAUUCUCUUUGCAAAUGGUGUCUUCUUCUGCCUCGCGGAAAGCGGUUGCUUAUCGAUCUUUUGCCCAUCUUCGAAAACUUGGAGUGUUCUUCCCGGUCGAGCUCCCAAAGAUAUUGGAAACACCGGAUGCUUCAUGACAGAACACCAAGGAAAGAUCUUUCUCAUUUACACGUACAACCACAUGAGCCCAACAGUGCUUAAACUUGAAGAUACAAGAUUGGAAUGGACUGAGAUGAAAACACUGGGAGGCUUGACGAUCUACGCUAGCCCUUUGUCAUCUGAAUCGAGAGCCGAGCAGAAUCAGCCGAGUGGAAUAAAGAACUGUUUGUGUCUCUCUGUGUUCCAUGGAUUCAACAAGACUUGCAUAUACUAUAAUGUUGGUGAAGAGAGUCUGAUUUUCUUCAAGUGGAAGAAACAUGAUCCGUAUGGGAACAUCUGGGUCAUGCCACCACUCAACCUACUUGAUCUCCCCUUUGUUUGA